AUGCAAUGCAAUGGGAAAACGACGUAUCUGUUGGAUCGGAACAAGCAGGCGGUAUACAGUGAGUUUAUUCGUCGAACCAAAAUGAAUUUGCCAGAAUUUGUUCGCCUUCUACGUGGUGAAAGUCCUGCCGAUUCAAGACCAAACAAAAAUCUCGAAAUACCAAGCUAUCAUCCUGCCUGGGUCAGCUACGAAUAUAACUCGCAUUGGCGAGCCAUCGUGGAUCACGGUGUUAUACCGCAUUGGAAGAAAGCAUUUGGCAAGCAAGACAAGCCGCCUCCAAAUCAUGGAUCGGCUCGCAGGGCGCUGAACACGAUUGUGAAAAACCUCCGAGCUGGACAGGACGCCGAUCGGUAUUUACUACUCGAUCUUGACUUACUUUCUACACUGGAAGGCGUGACUUGCAGCCCGUUUGGGGCUGUAUCGAAGGGUGACGUCGAAUUAAGCGUUGACGCUCGUAUAAUUCACGAUUUGUCGUUUCCAGUGGGCAGCUCAGUGAAUGACAACACAAUUGCUGAUCAAGAAAUCUCAAUCACUUACGAUGGGCCUGAUGCACUAUCUAAUCGGAUAUUGGAUGUAGCACAAUCAUUGCCAGGACAGCAGAGGAUGUUAACAGGUGACGUAAAUGGUGCGUUCAGGAACAUCCCAAUUGCGGCGGACGAGGUUGGCCGGUUUGCAGGGACGUUUCCAGAGCUCGACAUCUUGGUGAUCGAUUUUUACUGUCCCUUUGGAUGGAAAAACUCUCCUGCUUCGUACUGGUACGCUGGUGCAGGAAUUAAGCACUUAUACGCUAAUUCAGCACCACCAAGUGGACAUCAAUCACUUAAACAAAGCCAAAACUUCGAUUCAAGAGCUUGGGCAUUAGGACUGGAAUGGGAUCUGCAGAAGCUGACAGUAUCAAUGCCCGAGGAGAAGAUAACAAAAGCGCUUCGUCGGGUUCGUGAAAUGGCUCGUCGACUCAAGGCCACCCGAACUCAAUUGCAGAAGCUCAUGGGUAGCCUCCGACAUGUGGUUACAUGUGUGCGAGCAGCUGCACCUUUCUUCCAACGAAUUGCCGAUUUAACCCGUCGAGCACCACGCUUUGGUGUCAUUUUAGUUUCAGCUGGGGCUAAAGAUGACCUACGCUGGUUCGAGUUAGUCUUAUCAACAGGGGCUCUUAAUGCCAUCCCCCUCGCUCGUUUUGUACGGCGACAUGAACCCGAUUACCACAUCCAAAUGGAUGCUAGUGAUCGCGGAUUGUGCGCACUUUUUCCAGCAAGACAGCAGUUUUUACAAGUGGAGUUUAAUUAUGAGGAACUUCAACUUAUUGAAGACUUCAACAGAUCAGGGGACGGAGAUUUCGGGAUCAAUGUCCGUGAAUUGAUGAGUGCUGUGUUUGCUGCAUUGGUGUGGGGGCAUCUGUGGAGUCGUCCGAGUCAAGAUAGUGACGCUCAUGUCCGAUUCUGGAUUGAUAACAUAGCAGCUGUUUCGUGGAGUAACCGCAGAGCAAGUCGCAAUCGUUUCGCGCAAAUGCCCCUGCGCAUUCUAAGUCUGUCCGAAGUAAAGCAUGGAUUUUAUUCCACCGCCGAACACGUGGCUGGUGUAGACAACGACAUGGCCGACGCAGGCAGCAGGGUGUGGCAGUCACCACUACUGGCGACAAAAUUUUCUAACAUGUCUUGUGGUUGGCAACAGGCUCAGAUCCCUCACGACUCGCGAAAUCUCUCGCGUCUUUGGGAGCAUUACUCCGCGCAGGGGCUUUAGCACAGUCGUCGAGGAAACAUUACACAAGAGCGUGGUCUCAAUGGACGUAUUGGUGUAAAAUAA
Phytophthora infestans T30-4 is the source of this 1803-nucleotide messenger RNA. RefSeq lists its product with no specific name. NCBI's taxonomy places the organism in Eukaryota, Oomycota, Peronosporomycetes, Peronosporales, Peronosporaceae. The coding region runs from base 1 to 1740 and encodes 579 amino acids. The record is from RefSeq and is a predicted model, not a curated record. The transcript is spliced from 2 exons.